Molecule: messenger RNA, 1209 nt
Organism: Erigeron canadensis
Lineage: Eukaryota; Viridiplantae; Streptophyta; Magnoliopsida; Asterales; Asteraceae
Product: galactolipase DONGLE, chloroplastic-like
Exons: 2
Coding region: 1-1182 (393 amino acids)
Biological process (GO): jasmonic acid biosynthetic process
Cellular component (GO): chloroplast
Molecular function (GO): glycerophospholipid phospholipase A1 activity
Source: RefSeq, a predicted model, not a curated record
AUGUCGUUGCCCUUGUCACUCUCACCAGCUAGGGUUCAUGCUAACUAUUCAGCUAGUUUACCUCUUCAUUGGAAAGAGGUUCAAGGUAUGAACAAUUGGGACAAUCUCAUCCAACCCUUAAAUCCUCUUCUUCAACAUGAAAUCAUUCGGUAUGGGAAAUUCGUUACUGCGUGCUAUGAUGCUUUUGAUCUAAACCCCAAUUCCACGCGCUACCUAAGUUGCAAGUACAGCAAGAAGCGAAUGUUUUCUGAGGUAGGGUGGGAAGGUUGUGGUUAUGAAGUUACAAAAUAUGUUUACGCCACCACUAACAUCAAUAUUCCCAUCCAAAAUGGUGGUUCGUGUGCUAGGUGGGUUGGGUACAUUGCAGUGUCCUCAGAUGAAGAGGUGAAGAGGAUUGGGAGGAGGGAUAUUUUGGUAACUUUUCGUGGGACAGUUACCUAUCAUGAAUGGAUAGCGAACUUAAUGAGCUCGCUAUCCCCUGCCAGGUUGGAUCCUAAUGAUCCCAAACCUGAUAUCAUGGUUGAGGCUGGUUUUCUCAACCUGUACACUUCUUCUGAGACCAACAUCAGGUUUGGUCUUGGAAGUUGUCGUGAACAACUUCUUUCUGAGCUUUCUAGGCUUUUAAGAAUGUAUAAACAUGAAGAAUUAAGUAUAACAUUGGCAGGGCAUAGCAUGGGGAGUUCUCUAGCUUUACUACUCGCAUAUGACAUAGCAGAAAUGGGAUUGAAACAACCGUCGGUCCCAUUAACUGUUUUUUCUUUUGCAGGACCGAGGGUUGGGAAUGUCCAAUUCAAGGAACGGUGUGAGGAGUUGGGAGUGAAAGUUCUUAGAAUUGUUAAUGCAAAUGAUCCAAUCACUAAACUCCCGGGAGUUAUAUUCAACGAGUCUUUUACGGCUUGGGGAUGUGCUUGUUAUGCUCAUGUUGGCAUUGAAUUGGGAUCGACUCUGAUGGACUUCUUCAAGUUCGACGACAUUCUAUGUGUUCAUGACAUGCAAACUUAUAUUAAUAUGAUCAAGAACUGUCCAAGGAGAUCAAGAAUUCGAAGAAAGGGUUUGGAUUUGAUUUUCAAAUUGAAAGAAAUGAAUAUGAAAAUGUCAGUAGCAUGGAGAUAUGUUGCAAUAACAUGUGUUGUGUACCAUUGUGCAACAUUUGCAUAUACUAUGAGCUUAUCUUAUCCGUAAUUUAAUCUCUCUCCUUGGAAACCUCGA